Venturia canescens is the source of this 940-nucleotide messenger RNA. RefSeq names its product dynactin subunit 6 (gene DCTN6-p27). The record is from RefSeq and is a predicted model, not a curated record. Gene Ontology annotation, cellular component: dynactin complex. Gene Ontology annotation, molecular function: dynein complex binding. The transcript is spliced from 4 exons. NCBI's taxonomy places the organism in Eukaryota, Metazoa, Arthropoda, Insecta, Hymenoptera, Ichneumonidae. Bases 116 to 712 code for a protein of 198 amino acids. Gene Ontology annotation, biological process: mitotic spindle organization.
UCGCAGCACUUUUGAAGUAAACAAUCAACAUGGCCGCCCAUCAAGGCAACGGAGCAGUGCCACAGUAAAAUCGACCUUUUCAUGUCAAACUGGUUAAUAUAGAAAAAUCACGAAGAUGUCGGAUAUUUUGUCACCCGGAGGAAACCUCUCUCGUCGUUCGAAUUUAAAGAUCGCAGCAGGAGCUGUCAUUUGUGACGAGAGUAUUCUUAAGGGCGAUAUCACAAUAGGAGCAAAAACUGUAGUGCAUCCACGAGCCAGUAUAAUAGCGGAAGCUGGACCGAUUGUGAUCGGUGAGGGAAACAUAAUUGAGGAAAUGGCAACGAUAAUAAACAGGUCACAGUCGGAUCGGACGGCCGAUGGGGAUUCUGCGUCUCAAGUUCAGCACAUUGGAAAUUACAAUGUUUUUGAGACAGACUCCACUUGCGAGGCUCUCAGAGUCGGCGACAAUAAUAUUCUUGAAACCAAAGCCAUGGUCGGUCAGGGUGUGCGUUUGACCAACGGAUGCGUCGUAGGAGCAGCCUGUUCGAUCCAACAAUCGGAUACGAUUCCAGAAAACACUAUUAUUUAUGGAGCCCUGUGUCAACGUAGGGAAAUGAACGACAAACCUUACCCUCAAAUGGGUCAGCUGGAUUUCCUUAUAAGAAUUUUACCAAACUAUCACCAUCUGCGUAAGCCAAACGUCAAACUCGCCAAGAGCGAACCCGCCGUCUAAACCCAGGCAUUCGUUGCUGCUGUUCUCAGUAUUCAUUCGUCGCUGCAUCAACGACGUCGAUGGUAUUGAAAGCCCGGAGAGCUGACGGACAAACAAUUUUAUUUUUCAAUUUGUACAUACGGCUGCUCCUCUUAGUAUCCGUACUAAUUUUUUUUGUUUAUUUCUCUUUUUUUUUCGUUGUUUUUGUUAACCAGGAUGAGUCGAUAAUAAAAAAAUUCGACAAAUUGA